UGGGAGGGGGUAAGAGAGGCUUCCGAAGGGAGGCUGGGACCCUUGAAGCAGAGCGAGGCAGGGGAGAAGUCCUUGGCUGACGGAUUACUCUGAUCCCUUCUGUCCCCAGGAGAUUGGGAGAGCAGGUGAGCAGCCUCCACUAUGCGUGUGGUCGUGAUUGGGGCAGGAGUGAUCGGACUUUCCACUGCCCUGUGCAUCCAUGAAAAUUACCACCGCACCCUGCAGUCCCUGUCCAUCGAGGUGUACGCUGACCGCUUCACUCCACUCACAACCAGCGAUGGGGUCGCAGGCCUCUGGCAGCCCUACCUCUCCGAGGUACCGCAAGAGAGGGCUUGGGGCCGAAAGACCUUUGACUACCUACUGGGCUACAUCAAUUCUCCAGAAGCCAAGAAAAUGGGUCUAUUCCUCCUGUCAGGCUACAACCUCUUCCCCAGAGCUGUCCCAGAUCCUUCCUGGAAGGACACGGUUCUGGGGUUUCGCCAACUGACACCCCGAGAGCUUGAGAUGUUUCCUGGUUACAGCCACGGAUGGUUCAACACUACAUUGAUCUUGGAGGGCACUAGCUACCUGCCCUGGCUCACUCAGAGGUUAACUGAACGGGGAGUCAAAUUCUUCCUGAAAAAAGUUCAAUCCUUUGAGGAGGUGGCAAGGGAAGGGGCAGACGUCAUCAUCAAUUGCACUGGAGUGUGGGCUGGGCUGCUGCAAACCGAUCCGUUGCUGCAGCCUGCACGGGGACAAAUCCUCAAGGUCUUUGCCCCUUGGAUGAAGCACUUCAUUAUGACUCAUGAUCCAGAUGCUGGGAUGUACAAGUCCCCAUAUAUCAUCCCAGGGAGCCAGACAGUCACCCUGGGAGGUAUCUUUCAAUUGGGAAACUGGAAUGAGAAGAAUGAUUCCCAGGACCACAACACCAUUUGGGAAGGCUGCUGCCGCUUGGACCCCGCACUUCGGGAUGCACGCAUCAUGAGUACAUGGAGUGGUUUCCGGCCAGCCCGACCCCAAGUCCGGCUGGAGAGAGAGAAGCUAUCGCGUGGACCCUUCAAGGCAGAGAUCAUUCAUAACUAUGGCCAUGGUGGUUAUGGGAUCACCAUCCAUUGGGGCUGUGCCUUGGAGGUUGCCAAGCUCUUUGGGCAAAUCCUAGAAGAAAGGAAGCUGGCCAGCAUUCCUCCAUCUCACCUCUGAAGGUGCCUGGAUCUCAGCCUCCAAAGCCAGUCAUCCUCCAUCAUCCCCACCCCCUCCCCUUGAUUUAGUUACUCUACCUGUGAAUCCAGACGACUUCCUCCCACCCCCCUCCUCCCCAUCUCCAGCCCUUUGUGCCAAGAAGCCCAGGCCUGAGAAAAAUGAGAAAUGAAGAGGGUUCUCCUGCUAGACAGAAUAAAAAAUUCUAGAAUUCCAUGGCUCACUGGGUUCAGCACUGAAGACCAGAUUUUUCUCCUGGACAUUGGGAAGGGCAGAAUGAGGUAUGGCUGGUCAUCCACCAAAAGAUUUCAUGGAUGAAGAGUGUGCAAAGGCAAUCUAGUACGACUCAUGUCAUUUUACAGAUAAGGAAACUGAGGCCAGAGAGGUGAAAGUGAUUGUUCAAGGUCACACCAAUAGUGUCAGAUGUGUAUUGGCACUCAGAAUCACAGGAUAUUCGAGCCAUAAGGGAGCCUAGAGAUCAUCUUCUGCAAUGCUCCCAUUUUACAGAUGAGGAGGCUGAGGCUCUCUGAGCCCAUAGAGGGAAGCUGACUUGCCAGAAAGUCAUACAGCUAGUUCUAGAAUGCCAAUCUCUUCACUAGGUUAGGGCACUUAUUGCUGGACCACAGCACAGUGGGCCGGUGGGAGGGCAGAGCCAGAAGUCCCAAGCUCUAAAGAAAUAGGACAGCAGAGAAGGACCAUCCCAUGCCCUGGAUUUCUGGGCUCCUGAGCCGGUCUACUCAGCCUCAUGGCCCCAGCAGUCCCUCCUAACUCUCCCCUGUACCCCAUUCCAACCCCUUGGAAGUAUUACUCUACAUGGAAACCCUUUAGCAAGAAAAAAAACCUAACUCACUAAAUACCCUCCUUAUUUGACAAUCAGGAAUUAACGUCCUCUGGCCCUGGACCACUGGGGAUGAUGAAUGGGAUCCUGCAUGUUUAACCAAAAAAUAAACUGAAGAAAUGAUCCCUUUCCUGGA
Vombatus ursinus (common wombat) is the source of this 2150-nucleotide messenger RNA. RefSeq names its product D-amino acid oxidase (gene DAO). NCBI's taxonomy places the organism in Eukaryota, Metazoa, Chordata, Mammalia, Diprotodontia, Vombatidae. Bases 142 to 1179 code for a protein of 345 amino acids. Gene Ontology annotation, molecular function: FAD binding; D-amino-acid oxidase activity. The record is from RefSeq and is a predicted model, not a curated record. The transcript is spliced from 11 exons.